AGGAUAAGGAAUUAAAAGGAGCGAAGCAGAAGAUAGAAAAGGUAGUGGGGCUACAUUCAGAUAUAAAUACAUAGGAGAAGCAGUUCGAUUGUAUUACUGGUAGCGAUAGUGAAAGUUAAAGAGGGUGCACUCACAGCCUUGGUUUUUUGAAGCAGUGAUUUUGUAGGCGAUGGAUUCAUUUGAUCCAGCUGGAGAUGGUUCCCACGACAAAAAUGGGUCACAGGAGGAGGAAGCCUUGCCACCUCCUCCACCUAUUCUUCCACCAAAUGUGGUUCCCUUGCAAGUAGAAUCCGAACCACCAAAGAAAAUGGUUGUCAGGACUCCCGUAGCUAGGCGCGGUCUUGGAUCCAAAGGCCAAAAAAUAACUUUGUUAACCAAUCACUUUAAAGUUAAUGUUAACAAAGUUGAUGAUUAUUUCUUCCAUUAUUGUGUUUCUCUCUCUUAUGAAGAUGGACGCCCUGUUGAAGCUAAGGGUGUUGGAAGAAAGGUCCUUGAUCGAGUGCAUGAAACUUAUGAGACCGAGUUAGGGGGAAAGAAAUUUGCAUAUGAUGGAGAGAAAAGUUUAUUCACUGUUGGUGCACUUCCUCGCAACAAACUUGAGUUCACUAUUGUCCUUGAGGAUGUCGCUUCUAGCAGAAAUAAUGGAAAUUCAAGCCCUGAUGGACAUGGUAGUCCUAAUGAGAGUGAUCGGAAGAGAAUGCGGCGUCCAUAUCAUUCAAAAACCUUUAAAGUGGAUAUUAGUUACGCUGCAAAAAUUCCUAUGCAGGCCAUUGCAAAUGCGCUCCGCGGACAGGAAUCUGAGAACUCCCAGGAAGCCAUAAGGGUCCUGGACAUUAUAUUGCGUCAGCAUGCAGCUAAACAGGGCUGUCUUCUUGUGCGCCAGAAUUAUUUUCAUAACGAUCCAAAGAACUUUACAGACGUAGGAGGUGGUGUUCUGGGCUGUAGAGGCUUUCAUUCCAGUUUUAGAACCACACAGGGAGGCUUGUCUCUGAAUAUUGAUGUAUCAACUACCAUGAUAAUCCAGCCAGGUCCUGUUGUUGAUUUUCUCAUUCUCAACCAGGGUGUGAGAGAUCCCUUUUCACUUGAUUGGACUAAGGCUAAAAGGACCCUAAAAAAUUUAAGGAUCAAGGCGAGUCCCUCUAAUCAAGAAUACAAGAUCACUGGUUUGAGUGAGUUGCCUUGCAAAGAUCAGAUGUUUCAAUUAAAGCAGAAGGGAAGGGAUGACAGCGACAUGAUUGAAAUAACUGUUUAUGAUUACUUUGUAAACCACCGUAAUAUAGAAUUGCGCUAUUCUGCUGAUCUGCCAUGCAUCAAUGUUGGAAAGCCAAAGCGGCCUACUUUUAUUCCUAUAGAGCUUUGUUCGUUGGUGUCCUUGCAACGUUACACUAAAGCUCUCAACACGCUUCAAAGAUCUUCGUUGGUGGAGAAGUCAAGGCAAAAGCCACAAGAAAGGAUGAGUACUUUAUCAAAUGCUUUGAAAACCAGCAACUAUGAUGCUGAACCUAUGCUACGGUCAUGUGGUAUUUCAAUCAAUAGUAGUUUUGCUCAAGUUGAUGGCCGUGUGUUGUCAACACCAAAGCUAAAAGUAGGCAAUGGAGAUGAUCUUUUUCCAAGGAAUGGUCGUUGGAACUUCAAUAACAAGAAACUCGUGGAUCCAUGUAAGAUUGAGCGAUGGGCUGUUGUGAACUUCUCAGCACGUUGUGAUGUGCGUAAUCUCGUACGAGAUCUGACAAAAUGUGCAGAGAUGAAAGGCAUUUCUGUUGAGCCUCCUUUUGAUGUAUUUGAGGAGAAUCAACAGUUUAGACGUGCCCCACCAACUGUUAGGGUUGAGAAAAUGUUUGAACAGAUACAAUCUAAACUUCCUGGAUCUCCAAAGUUUCUUUUGUGUUUACUUUCUGAGAGGAAAAAUUCCGAUGUAUAUGGUCCAUGGAAGAAGAAGAAUCUUUCUGAUUUUGGAAUUGUCACUCAGUGCAUUGCUCCUCAAAGGGUCAAUGACCAGUAUCUAACGAAUGUUCUACUGAAGAUAAAUGCAAAGCUUGGCGGAUUAAAUUCCAUGUUAUCGGUAGAACACUCUCCCUCUAUACCGCUUGUUUCCAAGGUUCCUACCAUCAUCAUUGGUAUGGAUGUAUCACAUGGCUCUCCUGGACACUCUGAUGUCCCUUCAAUUGCUGCGGUAGUCAGUUCUAGGCAAUGGCCAUUGAUUUCUCGGUAUAGGGCAUGUGUGCGCACUCAGUCUCCAAAGGUUGAAAUGAUAGAUUCUCUAUACAAGCGAGUGUCUGACACGGAGGAUGAAGGAAUUAUGAGGGAGCUUUUGUUGGACUUUUAUUCUAGUUCAGGGAAAAGAAAACCAGAACAAAUUAUCAUAUUCAGGGAUGGUGUUAGUGAAUCGCAGUUCAAUCAGGUUUUGAAUAUUGAACUAGAUCAGAUUAUUGAGGCUUGUAAGCACCUGGAUGAAAAAUGGAACCCCAAGUUUGCCGUGAUUAUUGCACAGAAAAAUCAUCACACAAAAUUCUUCCAGCCUGGAGCUCCUGAAAAUGUCCCUCCUGGAACUAUAAUUGACAAUAAAGUUUGUCAUCCUCGCAACAAUGAUUUCUAUUUGUGCGCUCAUGCUGGAAUGAUUGGAACUACAAGGCCAACUCAUUAUCAUGUUCUAUUAGAUGAAAUUGGUUUUUCGCCUGAUGAUCUUCAAGAACUUGUCCACUCUUUGUCAUACGUGUAUCAGAGGAGCACAACUGCCAUUUCUGUAGUUGCACCAGUAUGCUAUGCUCAUCUAGCUGCCACUCAGAUGGGACAGUUUAUGAAGUUUGAGGACACAUCAGAGACAUCGUCAAGCCAUGGUGGGGUAACAUCUGCUGGAGCUGUUCCUGUCCCACAGAUGCCUAAAUUGUCUGACAAAGUUUCUAGUUCCAUGUUCUUCUGCUGAGCUUGGAACCGAUUUUGUAAAAAGCGAACUCUGGGUGAUGUCCUUUUGAAGUGCAGGGGAUGCACUUGGCUUUUAUUUUGACUAUGGGUAGUAGUUUUUACAAGUUUAUGAUGCAGUGCAGUUUGGAACUAAGAAGUAGGUUCUAUAGGUUUUAUGAUACAGUGCUGUUGGGAAGUAGUUUUUACAAGUUUUAAGGAUGUAGUGCUCUGUAAGUAAGGUCUAACUUGAUAACUCUGAUCUUUUGUGUGCGUUUUUAGUUUUUGCUUCAAUCUAUGUUUUCUGCAUCACUCAUUUUAGUA
This is a messenger RNA of Mercurialis annua (annual mercury), 3222 nucleotides long. Its product is annotated as protein argonaute 4. Gene Ontology annotation, cellular component: cytoplasm. Gene Ontology annotation, biological process: regulatory ncRNA-mediated post-transcriptional gene silencing. NCBI's taxonomy places the organism in Eukaryota, Viridiplantae, Streptophyta, Magnoliopsida, Malpighiales, Euphorbiaceae. The transcript is spliced from 24 exons. Gene Ontology annotation, molecular function: protein binding; RNA binding. The record is from RefSeq and is a predicted model, not a curated record. Bases 170 to 2923 code for a protein of 917 amino acids.